GGCACUUCCGGGUGCCGUCAAGCGGUGGUCCCCGCGCUUCCCAGCCAGCCUUAGCUUUGUGCUGUCUGAGGCUCGACGGGAAUCCUUGUAGGCCUGUGCCAUGGCUUCUCGGUACGAUAGGGCAAUCACUGUAUUUUCCCCAGACGGACACCUUUUCCAAGUGGAAUAUGCUCAGGAAGCGGUGAAGAAGGGAUCCACAGUGGUUGGAAUUCGAGGAACCAAUAUAGUUGUGCUUGGGGUAGAAAAAAAAUCUGUUGCCAAGCUUCAAGAUGAAAGAACUGUGAGGAAAAUUUGUGCUCUUGAUGACCACGUUUGCAUGGCUUUUGCAGGACUGACUGCUGAUGCUAGAGUCAUAAUAAACAGAGCCCAGGUGGAGUGUCAGAGCCAUAAGCUUACAGUUGAGGAUUCAGUCACCAUAGAAUACAUAACUCGCUUCAUAGCAACUUUAAAGCAGAAAUACACCCAGAGCAACGGACGAAGACCUUUUGGUAUUUCUGCCUUAAUUGUAGGUUUUGAUGAUGAUGGUAUCCCAAGAUUAUAUCAGACAGAUCCCUCUGGUACUUAUCAUGCUUGGAAAGCAAAUGCAAUAGGCCGAAGUGCUAAAACUGUUCGAGAAUUUCUAGAAAAGAAUUACUCCGAAGAUGCUGUAUCAAAUGACAGUGAAGCUAUCAAAUUAGCAAUAAGAGCAUUACUAGAAGUUGUCCAGUCUGGAGGAAAGAACAUUGAACUAGCUAUAAUAAGAAGAAACCAACCUUUGAAGAUGUUUAGUGCCAAAGAAAUUAAAUUACAAGUAACUGAAUUAGAAAAGGAAAAGGAAGAAGCAGAGAAGAAAAAAUCAAAGAAGACUGUCUAAUUCUUAGGAUGAACACUGGGAGCUUUUCAGUAGUUUUGUUAUACUACUUGGAAUUACUGGGGUUUUAGAUGAAAUAAGUUUUCAGUGUCAUGUUUAGUAUUUGUAUGUGCUGCUUUGAAAAUGCCAGAUAGGUGGCCAUCUUUAUAGUCUAUUACCCAGUCAGACAUGGGUUAAUGUGAAAAUUUUCUUUAAAAGGAGAUUCCAGUAAUUGUUGAAAGUAGUCCUAAUUCUACAUAAGCCUGAAGCUGUAUAACUUUUCGAGUGUAUUGCUUUUCUUCAUAUAACCAAAUUUGAUUAAGAGAAAAUUUCUAAUUUAAAAAAUCAGUAAUUUAGUGAAGUUUGAAUAUUCACUGUCAGUUAAAAAGCUCUUUCAAAAUAUAUUAAAUUUAACACUGAAUUGCUUUUGUUAAAUGCAUGAAAAAGCAUCCCUAUGUUGAUAAACUGUCAAAAUUUUGUCAAAUUUCAUUUUAAAUAUUUUGGAGUUUUUAAAAACUCUUUUUAUUUUAUAAGUUGCAAUGUACUAUCUUGUUCAUGGGAUAUUAAAGUCCAAAUCCAAAUGGGCAGGUAAAAUGUAAUAAGAGUUUAAGGGCAUUCUAAUAGGAUGCUAGUUUGAAAUAGGAAAUUAAUACCAGUAAUUUUUUUUUUUUUUUUUGGGGGUACCAAGGAUUGAACUCGGGUCCUUGUGCUUGCAAGGCAAGCAAUGGAACCACUGAGCUAAAUCCCUAGCCCUAUAUCAGUAAUUUUUAGUUUAGAUUUUAUUUCAUCUCAAGUUUGUUCAGUAUGUUAGGUUUGUUACAUGUUUUUCUGUCAAAUGCUUGAGUGCUUAUGUUAUGCUUGCCAUUAUGCUGGGCAUAUUAGGAGGAACAAGACAAGUAUAUAAAGUGAUUCCUGCCCACAGACAGGGUUGGUCUAAAUGGCCCACAAAAACCAUGUGCUUAAUGCCUGUAGUGAGUUAUGUAUUUGAAAACAAAGGAUAUUAACAGGCACAAAAACAUAAGCACAUAUACCAUAGUAUUUCAGAGUUUGUUUUCUGUUUUUGUUUUUGUUUUUGUUUCUUUUUAUGUACUGUGUUGAAAAUAGGAAAGAGUCAAGUUGAGUUUUUGGUGAGGAAUGAAAAGCUCAGGACUGAGCCCAGGGCCUUCACACCGGGGCCUGCCCCAGCCUUUUGUUUUGUUUUGUUUUGUUUUGUUUUGUUUAAUGAGACGGGGCCUCACGGAACUGCCCAGGCUGCGAUCAGGUGUGUCGCGCCCCACCUGAGCCAGCUGGUCUAUUUCAGACAAAUCAGAUCAAGGUGGUAAAGAAAAGCAUGGGUCAGCAGGUCUCAGAAGACCUGAGCCACGGAUGGUCCCACUACUCUAAUGCCAGGCCAAAGAAAAGGGUAGGUUCAGAAUUUUAAGAAAUAUAAUGGCCUUAUAAGGCUGCCUCACUGGUGUUCAUCUUGGCUAAAUUUACUGCACUUCCAUUCCCCACAUGUAAGGAUUAUGUGGCAUUUUCUAGGGCUCUAUGUACACUCUGUAUUCCUGACUCUGACUUAUGGCCAGCUGCUUUCCUAGUUUUUUUUUUUUUUCUCCUAGUUUCAUUGGAACCAUGGAAUAUUGUGAGUCCCUGUACACUUCCUUUGUAAAAGUUUAGGAUCAGACUGAAAUAUCCGUAUCCUAAUGCCCUCCUGGCCCUGCUUAACUUUACAGAAGCAAAAGUGCUUCCUAUGUGAAAGAUAUACUACACAAAAUUUAGCGCUUUUGACAAAAAAAAUUUAAUGAUCAAUAAUCAGCUGCCACUAGAGAUAUCCUAAACACAGAUGCAGAAGGCAUGUGUCCUACUGUACUACAAUGAACCCAUUGUGAAACCUCGAUGUCCUUGAAACAUGGCUCAGCAUGUUGCACAAGUACUUCUUUUUUAGCAGUUGUCAUAUUAUAUUAGAAUGAUCUGUUUGAUCUACUUAUUUGACGAUUAUUGAGUGCUUUAAAUGGCAGACACUGUGUUAGAUGCUAAC
Molecule: messenger RNA, 2846 nt
Organism: Heterocephalus glaber (naked mole-rat)
Lineage: Eukaryota; Metazoa; Chordata; Mammalia; Rodentia; Bathyergidae
Gene: Psma8
Product: proteasome 20S subunit alpha 8
Biological process (GO): ubiquitin-dependent protein catabolic process
Cellular component (GO): proteasome core complex; proteasome core complex, alpha-subunit complex
Source: RefSeq, a predicted model, not a curated record